AUGGAGGAGCACAUGUUCAGUGUUCAGCAAAUCCAACCCAAUGUCAUUUCUGUCCGCCUCUUCAAGCGCAAAGUGGGAGGCCUGGGCUUCCUGGUGAAGGAACGAGUCACCAAGCCACCCGUGAUUAUCUCUGACCUGAUUCGAGGGGGUGCUGCGGAGCAGAGCGGCCUCAUCCAGGCUGGAGACAUCAUCCUGGCGGUCAAUGGGCAGCCCUUGGUGGACCUGAGCUAUGACAGCGCCCUGGAGGUGCUCAGGGGCAUUGCCUCUGAGACCCAUGUGGUCCUCAUUCUGAGGGGCCCCGAGGGCUUUACCACACAUCUGGAGACCACCUUCACUGGGGACGGGACCCCCAAGACCAUCCGGGUAACACGGCCCCUGGGUCCCUCCACCAAAGCCGUUGAUCUGUCCUACCAGCCGUCAGCCAGCAAAGAGCAGCCGCUGGCAGUGGAUGGGACUGCAGGUCCUGGAAACGGGCCUCAGCAUGCCCAAGACAAUGGGCAGGAGGCUGGCUCACUCUCCCAUGCCAACGGCCUGGCCCCCCGGCCUCUGAAUGAGGUCCCUGCCAUGAAAAGUACCAGUGCUGGCCUCCAGGGAGGUAGGGAAAACAACAGCCUGCUUAAGGAGAUAGAGCCUGUGCUCAGCUUGCUCACCACUGGUGCCAAAGAGAUCAAUGGAGCAGGACCUGCCAAGGCAGAGACAAAGGAUGCAGAAGUCCAAGUGGACAGGGAAGUUGAUCACCAGGCCUCUCUUCCGAGGCCCCUCUGGGUGGCCAAUGAAACCCUGUGGAACACAUUAGUUGGAAUCGACUCAGUGCCAGUGAUCCUCUCAGGACCUUGCUUAACGCUCUCUCUGCACCCUCUCCUGCAGCCCCCGGCCUCAGAAAAACAGUCCCCCACCAAGAACGGCAGCCCCUCCAAGUGCCCCCGCUUCCUCAAGGUCAAGAACUGGGAGACUGACGUGGUUCUCACGGACACCCUGCACCUUAAGACCACGUUGGAAUCUGGAUGCUCCGAGCACAUCUGUAUGGGCUCCAUCAUGCUCCCUUCUCAGCAGAUGCGAAAGCCCGAAGAAGUUCGCCCAAAAGAAAAGCUCUUUCCUCUUGCCAAAGAGUUUAUUGAUCAGUAUUACUCGUCAAUUAAAAGAUUUGGCUCCAAAGCUCACAUGGAAAGGCUGGAAGAGGUGAGCAAAGAAAUUGAGACGACCUGCACCUACCAGCUCAAGGACACGGAACUCAUCUACGGGGCCAAGCACGCCUGGCGGAACGCCUCCCGCUGUGUUGGCAGGAUCCAGUGGUCUAAGCUGCAGGUGUUCGAUGCCCGAGACUGCACCACGGCUCAUGGGAUGUACAACUACAUCUGCAACCACAUCAAGUAUGCCACCAACAAAGGGAACCUCAGGAUCUGCAUACAGCAAGGCUGGAAGCCCCCAAGAGGCCGCUUCGACGUCCUGCCCCUCUUGCUCCAGGCCAAUGGCAAUGACCCUGAGAUCUUCCAGAUUCCUCCAGAGCUGGUGCUGGAGGUGCCCAUCAGGCAUCCCAGAUUGGAGUGGUUCAAGGACCUGGGGCUGAAGUGGUACGGUGUCCCUGCUGUGUCUAACAUGCUUCUGGAGAUUGGUGGCCUGGAGUUCAGUGCCUGCCCCUUCAGCGGCUGGUACAUGGGCACAGAGAUUGGCGUCCGUGACUACUGUGACAGUUCACGCUACAACAUUCUGGAGGAAGUAGCUAAGAAGAUGAACUUGGACAUGAGAAAGACGUCUUCCCUGUGGAAGGACCAGGCACUGGUGGAGAUCAACAUUGCCGUUCUUUACAGCUUCCAGAGUGACAAAGUGACCAUUGUGGACCAUCACUCCGCCACUGAGUCCUUCAUCAAGCACAUGGAGAAUGAGUACCGCUGCCGGGGGGGCUGUCCAGCCGACUGGGUGUGGAUCGUGCCCCCCAUGUCCGGCAGCAUCACCCCUGUCUUCCACCAGGAGAUGCUCAACUACCGGCUCACCCCCUCCUUCGAGUACCAGCCUGAUCCUUGGAACACCCACAUCUGGAAAGGCACCAAUGGGACCCCCACAAAGCGGCGAGCCAUUGGCUUCAAGAAGCUGGCAGAAGCCGUCAAGUUCUCGGCCAAGCUGAUGGGACAGGCAAUGGCCAAGAGGGUCAAAGCGACCAUCCUCUAUGCCACAGAGACAGGCAAAUCGCAGGCCUAUGCCAAAUCCUUGUGCGAGAUCUUCAAGCAUGCUUUUGAUGCUAAGGUGAUGUCCAUGGAAGAAUAUGACAUUGUGCACCUGGAACAUGAAACUCUGGUCCUGGUGGUUACUAGCACCUUUGGUAAUGGAGACCCCCCUGAGAAUGGGGAGAAAUUUGGCUGUGCUUUGAUGGAAAUGAGGCAUCCCAACUCAGUACAGGAGGAGAGGAAGUACCCGGAACCCUUGCGUUUCUUUCCCCGUAAAGGGCCUCCCUUCCCCAGUGGUGACAGAGGAGUCCAAGGUCUGGCUGCAGCCCGUGACAGCCAGCAAAGGAGCUACAAGGUUCGAUUCAACAGUGUCUCCUCCUACUCAGACUCUCACAAAUCAUCAGGUGAUGGACCCGAUCUCCGAGACAACUUUGAGAGUGCUGGACCCCUGGCAAAUGUGAGGUUCUCAGUGUUCGGCCUUGGCUCCCGGGCAUACCCUCACUUCUGCGCCUUUGGACACGCUGUGGACACCCUCCUGGAGGAGCUGGGAGGGGAGAGGAUUCUGAAGAUGGGGGAGGGGGACGAGCUCUGUGGGCAGGAAGAGGCUUUCAGAACCUGGGCCAAGAAGGUCUUCAAGGCAGCCUGUGAUGUGUUCUGCGUGGGGGAUGAUGUCAACAUUGAGAAGGCCAACAACUCCCUCAUCAGCAAUGACCGCAGCUGGAAGAGGAACAAAUUCCGCCUCACCUAUGUGGCUGAAGCUCCAGAACUUACUCAAGGUCUAUCCACCGUCCACAAAAAGCGGGUCUCUGCCGCUCGACUCCUCAGCCGCCAAAACCUUCAGAGCCCUAAAUCCAGCCGAUCCACCAUCUUUGUGAGGCUCCACACCAAUGGGAACCAGGAGCUGCAGUACCAACCUGGAGACCACCUGGGUGUCUUCCCUGGCAACCAUGAGGACCUGGUGAACGCCUUGAUUGAGCGGCUGAAGGACGCACCCCCUGCCAACCAGCUGGUGAAGGUGGAGAUGCUGGAGGAGCGGAACACGGCUUUGGGAGUCAUCAGUAACUGGACAGAUGAGCACCGCCUCCCACCCUGCACCAUCUUCCAGGCAUUCAAGUACUACCUGGACAUCACCACGCCACCAACACCCUUGCAGCUGCAGCAGUUUGCCUCCCUGGCCACUAAUGAGAAGGAGAAGCAGCGUUUGCUGGUCCUCAGCAAGGGUUUGCAGGAAUAUGAGGAAUGGAAAUGGGGCAAGAAUCCCACCAUCGUGGAGGUGCUGGAGGAGUUCCCGUCCAUCCAGAUGCCUGCCACGCUGCUCCUGACCCAGCUGUCCCUGCUGCAGCCACGCUACUACUCCAUCAGCUCCUCCCCAGACAUGUACCCAGAAGAGGUGCACCUCACAGUGGCCAUUGUCUCCUACCGCACCCGAGAUGGAGAAGGACCAAUUCACCAUGGCGUGUGCUCUUCCUGGCUCAACCGGAUACAGGCUGACGAAGUGGUUCCCUGUUUCGUGAGAGGAGCACCCAGCUUCCACCUGCCUCCAAACCCCCAAGUGCCCUGCAUCCUGGUUGGCCCAGGCACCGGCAUCGCCCCUUUCCGCAGCUUCUGGCAGCAGAGGCAAUUUGACAUCCAACACAAAGGAAUGAGUCCCUGCCCCAUGGUCCUGGUCUUUGGGUGCCGGCAAUCCAAGAUAGACCACAUCUACAAGGAAGAGACCCUACAGGCCAAGAACAAGGGGGUCUUCAGAGAACUGUACACGGCCUACUCCCGGGAGCCAGAUAAACCAAAGAAGUACGUGCAGGACAUACUGCAAGAACAGCUGGCGGGGCCCUUGUACCGAGCCCUGAAGGAACAAGGAGGCCACAUUUAUGUCUGUGGGGACGUCACCAUGGCUGCCGACGUCCUCAAAGCCAUCCAGCGCAUCCUGACGCAGCAGGGGAAACUCUCGGUGGAGGACGCCGGCGUGUUUGUCAGCAGGCUGAGGGAUGACAACCGGUACCAUGAAGAUAUUUUUGGGGUCACCCUGCGGACAUAUGAAGUGACCAACCGCCUUAGAUCUGAGUCCAUUGCCUUCAUUGAAGAGAGCAAAAAAGAUGCAGACGAGUAA
Molecule: messenger RNA, 4269 nt
Organism: Orycteropus afer afer
Lineage: Eukaryota; Metazoa; Chordata; Mammalia; Tubulidentata; Orycteropodidae
Gene: NOS1
Product: nitric oxide synthase 1
Exons: 29
Coding region: 1-4269 (1422 amino acids)
Biological process (GO): nitric oxide biosynthetic process
Molecular function (GO): FMN binding; nitric-oxide synthase activity; NADP binding
Source: RefSeq, a predicted model, not a curated record